GGUUAAAAAAGAUAAAUUGUCGACAAAUACCAUUACUUAUACUUACCAUUCUUGAUGUAUGUUUUGUGUACUUUUUGGUAUCUAUAAGUAUUUGAGUUUGAUCUAAUAUUCACAUAUUCUGAAUUGUUUUAUUAAUUAAAAAAUUUAAACAAACAAACCCAUAAAUGUUCGAAUAAACUAUUGCAAAAUGAGUUUCUCAAGUGAUGAAGUAAAUUUUUUAGUUUAUAGAUAUUUGCAGGAAUCAGGUUUUCAACAUUCUGCUUAUACAUUUGGCAUUGAAUCACAUAUAUCACAGUCAAAUAUCAAUGGGGCCCUCGUUCCUCCAGCGGCAUUGCUGAGCAUAUUACAAAAAGGACUGCAAUAUACAGAAGCCGAAAUCAGUAUUGGGGAAGAUGGUACAGAACAAAGGUUGGUGGAAAGUUUAAGUUUAAUUGAUGCUGUUAUGCCAGAUGUUGUGGCAAGUAGACAAAAUCAGCAAAAUCAACAAAAAGCUAUUAAAGCAGAAGCUUCAGAGGGCAAUGGUGAAGAAAGUAAUACUACUGUAGUAUCCAGCCAAAAUGAAAUAAUGGAAGUGGACUCCACCAUAGAGAUCCCAUCUUCCAAAGCCACGGUACUUCGCGGUCAUGAAUCUGAAGUAUUUAUCUGCGCCUGGAAUCCAACAACUGACCUUCUUGCCAGUGGAUCAGGAGACAGUACAGCUCGAAUUUGGGACAUGUCUGAUAAUACCGCCAGUCCAAACCAGUUAGUGCUUCGACAUUGUAUUCAAAAGGGAGGCACUGAAGUUCCAAGCAAUAAAGACGUUACAUCUCUCGAUUGGAAUUGUGAUGGAAGUUUACUUGCAACAGGCAGCUACGAUGGAUAUGCUCGAAUUUGGACGACCGAUGGACGGUUGGCCAGCACAUUAGGUCAACAUAAGGGGCCUAUAUUUGCUCUUAAAUGGAACAGGAGAGGCAACUAUAUACUUUCAGCGGGAGUUGACAAAACAACUAUAAUAUGGGAUGCUGCAAGUGGGCAAUGUACUCAGCAGUUCAGUUUUCAUUCUGCUCCAGCAUUAGAUGUUGACUGGCAGACGAACACAUCUUUUGCUAGUUGUUCCACGGAUCAAUGCAUACACGUUUGUAAAUUAUCCAUGGAUAAACCUAUCAAAUCCUUCCAGGGCCAUACGAAUGAAGUAAAUGCAAUAAAAUGGGAUCCACAAGGUCAGUUACUGGCAUCUUGCUCUGAUGAUAUGACUCUGAAAAUAUGGUCUAUGAAACACGAUACUUGCGUUCACGACUUACAAGCCCAUUCUAAAGAAAUAUACACUAUAAAGUGGUCACCGACAGGGCCCGGCACACAGAAUCCUAAUAUGAAUUUGAUACUGGCUUCGGCCAGUUUUGAUUCUACUGUAAGACUGUGGGAUGUGGAAAGGGGUGCAUGUAUUCACACUCUAACUAAACAUACCGAGCCCGUUUAUUCAGUAGCAUUCAGCCCAGACGGAAAAUUCCUGGCCAGCGGCAGUUUUGAUAAGUGUGUUCAUAUUUGGUCCACGCAAUCUGGGCAGCUGGUUCAUAGCUACAAGGGAACUGGUGGCAUAUUUGAAGUGUGUUGGAAUUCUAGAGGUGAUAAAGUCGGUGCCAGUGCCUCUGAUGGUAGUGUUUUUGUUCUAGAUUUACGCAAAUUAUAAAUAUUUUAAUCGUGUAGAUACAUUUUUAUAUAUUUUUUAAUUGCCUACCUGAAAUAAGUAAGACCUAUUUAAUAGUAUUCUAUUUUGUUAAGUCUGACCUACAUUUUAUUUUAGUGUACGACUGUAUGACAUAUUAUUCUAUUCUUAUUUUCCUGUAUCGAGAUAUUGAUUAUGAAAUAUAUAUUUAUUUGCA
Molecule: messenger RNA, 1859 nt
Organism: Anoplophora glabripennis (Asian longhorned beetle)
Lineage: Eukaryota; Metazoa; Arthropoda; Insecta; Coleoptera; Cerambycidae
Gene: ebi
Product: F-box-like/WD repeat-containing protein TBL1XR1
Exons: 6
Coding region: 188-1666 (492 amino acids)
Biological process (GO): regulation of transcription by RNA polymerase II
Cellular component (GO): histone deacetylase complex
Molecular function (GO): protein binding; transcription corepressor activity
Source: RefSeq, a predicted model, not a curated record